Molecule: messenger RNA, 798 nt
Organism: Sclerotinia borealis F-4128
Lineage: Eukaryota; Fungi; Ascomycota; Leotiomycetes; Helotiales; Sclerotiniaceae
Source: the annotation of a GenBank genome assembly
AUGAACCUACCAACAUUUAUGGAACAGCAAUAUCACAUAUACCAGAACAUCCAUUUUGGCUUACUAUUCUCCGAUGCUUCCAACUUUUUCCUGGCUAUGGUGAGAUAUAAGCCAAAAUUUGACGAACAAAUCCUAAUGCUAGUAGUCAUUACGCCCCGGUCGCUUCCAAAGCUCUACAACUAUUGGAUUCAUCUGGCUCUAGAAGUUACCCUUGCCAUCUUCUACCUUACCACUUUCUCACUUCUGGCAUCUGAGAUUCCUUUGUGGGAUGCCUUUGACAGCAAAUUUUGGACUGGAGACCUUGACAAAACGUUGGUCUCGGCAGCUCGCGCAUCUAAGGCGGCCGUCGCACUAUCAAUCGUGCAAUUUUUGACACUGCUAGGCUCGAUGGGCUUUAUCGCCUAUACCAUCUACAUUUAUCGUGCCAAUUCGACCAGCACAUCCGCCCACGCUCGACAAAUCAACAAUCGUUGUCUCUCCCAUCACUACAGGACCUCUCCAUCGAACCAUUCCCCUACAACGGUAAAUCCAUUUUCUCGCUUAGAAACACCAUCGUCUCCUCGACCUGUCUUUUCUCACCAAGACAGACCUAUAAGUUUACCAGUUUUACAGGAGCGCCCCGAGAUAGGUGGAACGUAUAGAAUGAGAGAAACCUACGAGAGAAAUGCACCAAUGCAGAGCCAUUACAGAGGUGGAGAGGUAAGAAUGGAGGUUCAUGGCCAUGGUGAGGGAGCGAAGAUCGACAGAUCCGAAGAGGAUGAUGAGAGGAGGACUGAUUUCUCGCCGGCUUUCGUCUAA